AUGCCAGAAAUCCAGAAAUUUCCAUUAAGGAUGCUGUGUGUGUUGUGUCUUCUCCCUCAAGGUGUCAUCACCGUGACAACAGGUGUCAUAAAGAUGGUUGCCGUGGCGUCAAUAGACAAUGUUGUAUACUUGGAAUGUCCAACAGGGAUAGUUAAUGAAGAUACAUUUAAAGAAAUAUAUGCCCAGUUUUUCCCUCAGGGAGAUGCGAGUCUAUAUGCACAUUAUGUGUUCAAUACAUUUGAUACCGACAAAAAUGGGAGCAUUAGUUUUGAGGAAUUCGUGUUUGGUUUAUCAAUUUUAUCUAGAGGAACAUUACAUGAGAAGUUAGACUGGGCAUUUAAGCUGUACGAUAUAAAUCAAGAUGGACACAUCACACGCGAGGAAAUGUGUGAUAUAGUACAUGCAAUUUAUGAAAUGAUGGGAAAGUAUGCUGAAGCGAAGGGAGAAGAGCUGACACCGAAAGAACAUGCUGAGAAAGUUUUUCAAAAAAUGGAUCUUAACAAAGAUGGUGUUAUAACAAUAGAUGAGUUUAUGGACUCUUGUAAAAGGGAUGACAACAUUUCAAGGUCAAUGGCGAUGUUUGAUACAGUAAUAUGAAGAGAUUGUGAGAAUUAUUUACUCCGGUGUUCAAUCAUCUUUUAUUUCAAAUUUUUAUUUUGUUUUUCAAAUUGAGUCUGUUUCUCAUACAUUUGAUUCCAAUUGUCUUUUUUUGUGGCGAACAAAUUUGAUAACUUGGAAAAAUAAUACUUAUAUAUAAACAUUCAAUAAGUA
Messenger RNA from Saccoglossus kowalevskii, 771 nucleotides. Its product is annotated as A-type potassium channel modulatory protein KCNIP1-like. Gene Ontology annotation, molecular function: calcium ion binding. The record is from RefSeq and is a predicted model, not a curated record. Lineage: Eukaryota; Metazoa; Hemichordata; Enteropneusta; Harrimaniidae.